Messenger RNA from Colletotrichum higginsianum IMI 349063, 1038 nucleotides. Its product is annotated as Electron transfer flavoprotein domain-containing protein. Bases 1 to 1038 code for a protein of 345 amino acids. Lineage: Eukaryota; Fungi; Ascomycota; Sordariomycetes; Glomerellales; Glomerellaceae. The record is from RefSeq and is a predicted model, not a curated record. Gene Ontology annotation, molecular function: electron transfer activity; flavin adenine dinucleotide binding. The transcript is spliced from 2 exons. Gene Ontology annotation, cellular component: mitochondrion.
AUGCUCUUUCUCGCUCGAAGAGCCGCUACCAGCGGGGCUGCGGCGGCGUCUAGGGGACUUUCGGGGUUCCGGUCUCGAUCAACAAGAAGCCUCCUGUCCACCCUUGCGAUUCUUGAGCAGAGGGAGGGUCAAUUGAACCAUGGAUCCUUGGGAGCCAUCACCGCUGCAAAGAAACUGGGCGGUCCUAUUCACGGCUUUGUGGCGGGAAGCAACAUUAAGGGGGUUGCCGAUGAAGCAGCCAAGGUUGAGGGUGUCGAGAAGAUCAUUGCAGUUGACAACGCCGCUUACGACAAGGGCCUGCCCGAGAACUUUGCGCCGCUCUUGAUUGAAAACAUCAAGAAGGGCGGAUACACUCACAUUAUUGCUGGACAUACUGCCUUUGGCAAGAACCUGAUGCCUCGCGUUGCGGCCCUGCUGGACUCGCAGCAGAUCUCCGACAUCACCUCCAUCGAGAAUGAGAACACGUUCGUUCGCCCCAUUUACGCUGGUAACGCCAUUGCGACCGUCGAAUCGUCCGAUGCGAUCAAGGUCGUCACAAUUCGAGCAACUGCCUUCCCGGCUGCAGAGGUCGCCAGUGGCUCAGCGGCCAUCGAGGACGGCGUCGAUCCCAAGUCCGAGUCUACUACCGAGUGGGUGUCGGAGGACCUCGCCAAGUCGGACAGGCCGGACCUCUCAACUGCGAGCAGAGUUGUGUCUGGCGGCAGAGGUCUCAAGUCAAAGGAGGAUUUUGACAAGGUCAUGCUCCCUCUGGCCGAUUCUCUGGGGGCCGCUGUCGGGGCUUCGAGAGCUGCCGUUGAUAGCGGAUAUGCCGACAACAGCCUUCAAGUCGGCCAAACUGGCAAGGUCGUUGCACCUCAGCUGUAUUUGGCCGUGGGCAUCUCUGGUGCCAUCCAGCACCUAGCGGGUAUGAAGGAUAGCAAGGUCAUUGCCGCUAUCAACAAGGAUGGAGACGCCCCCAUUUUCCAAAUCGCAGAUGUUGGUCUCGUCGGCGACUUGUUUGACAAGGUGCCUGAGUUGACGGAGAAGAUUAAGCAAUAG